Messenger RNA from Stegastes partitus (bicolor damselfish), 3025 nucleotides. RefSeq names its product heme-binding protein soul5, like (gene soul5l). Lineage: Eukaryota; Metazoa; Chordata; Actinopteri; Pomacentridae. Gene Ontology annotation, molecular function: heme binding. Bases 59 to 1126 code for a protein of 355 amino acids. The record is from RefSeq and is a predicted model, not a curated record. The transcript is spliced from 7 exons.
UCACUGCUCCUCCCUGCGCUGCCCCGGCAGGUGGAAAACGACACACAGGACCGCGACAAUGGCUUUCAUCACUCUCUUGGCGAUUGCGGCCCUGGUGGUCUCAGCUGAAGCUAGUGUUGGUCCGAGCACCAACAACAGCUUCUGCACAGAGUCAAAGGAGUGUCUGGAGUAUGAGCUGGUCUGCAAAACAGAUGAGUACGAAGUGCGACACUACAGCCCCACUCGCUGGGUGUCAACAGAUGCCGAAGCCUAUUUCAUGGGAGUUGGUGCAGCCAUGGCUUUCAGGAGGCUUUUCCAGUACAUCACAGGAGCCAAUGAAGCAGGCGUCCAGAUGGAGAUGACCGCCCCCGUCCUGGUCAAGAUCCCGGAGGAGACCAAGAUGUGGGAGCCGGCCAUCUACACGCUCAACUUCCCGCUGCCUGCAGCCUAUCAGGACAAGCCGCCGGCACCCACUAACGACAAGCUUUACUUCACUGAGAUGCCGGAGAUGGACGUGUACGUGAGGAGCUACGGAGGCUGGAUGCUGUCGGUGACCUCCAGGCUUCACGCCCACCUUCUGACGAAAGAGCUGGAGAGAGUUCGAGCUUCCUACAAUCACAGCUAUCACUAUGGAGUCGGCUAUGACAGUCCCUUGAAGCUGUUGAACAGGCACAAUGAGGUGUGGUACGUAGCCGAGGGCGAGCCGGUCUGCACCGACCCACAGGAGCCGACCCCCGCACACACUCCCAGGCCGACCCCGACCGACUCACCCACAGAGUCCCCGUCUUCCCCGUCCGAUCCUCUCCCCCACACUCUCUCCGACUCACCCUCACUCACCCCUUCUAACCUGUCCUCGAACACAACGUCCAACUCCUCCUCACAAAUGCUCGCCGACUCGCCCGCCCUCCCGCCAUCCAGCGCUCCACCCAGCCCUUCGUCCGACCUGCCCGCCGAGGCCGCGUUCAGCCACCCCCCGACCUCCGCUCAGAUCCUGCUGGACCCGACCACCAACUCCUCCGACCCCGUCUCCGUGAGCCCGUCGCUGGAGCCGCAGUCCAACGCCGCCCAGUGGAACAGCACAGCCCAGAGCUCCGUGGACACAGUAGCCGACGGCAGCCCUGAGGUGGAGCCAGACGGUGCUCAUUAGCAGCAGUCAGGUGUGAUUUCAGCAGCUAUUCCAAGUAUAUUAACGUGGAGUCUGAGUAGAAAAGCAAACACUGGAGGAGGUGUGACGGAAAGAUGGGUGAGUGUGUGAGAUAGAUGGACAUGCUGUUCUCUUCCUCCUUAUCGCUCUAUUCCUGUGUAUUUACACCUCCUUAUGGCACUUAGUGGUUAACUAUAUGUUCUAUCACAGCUUUGCACCUGCAGCCUCCUGUAUCACCCAACACAUGCCUUCCCACUUUGUCCCUCCGAGGUUAUCAAUCUGCUGCAUCAUAGAAUUAAGUAAGAUGUACGUAUUAGUUAGACAGUUAGUAUUCCGAGUUAUUGUGUUGAUUCAUAAAGCUAGCAAGGAAGAAGCAGACGUGUUUUACCGAAAUCUGUGUGUGUUUGAUAAAUAAAAUGCUGGAACUCACCACAGUAGGCCAUCGUAUCAAAAGAAGCUUGUCUUGAUGUGUUCUAGCCACUCUUGUCAGUGGAGUUUAAAGCUGUAAUUAGUGAUUCCUGAGAGUUUCUGUCCAGCUAUAACUUCCUACGAGCUUCAUCAGUUACUUUCAUAUGUGUGGCAACAUAUUGGUGAGUCAUUAUACAGUCAGUGUGCAUAUUCAUUGGGAUCUUUGUUGCAGUCUUAAACCUCACUAAUCCUCGAUCCUUUAGCAAAUAGUACUACUACUGAUAUUAGCGGAAGUUUUACCCUGGAUGAAACCUUUAUUACUGGUAUUUAUGCUCAAAAGUGCCUGCAAAAACACUGGCCGUAUGCUUUGCAAAACCUGUUUUCUUGGUUUUUCUGAGUUUUUUCUGGCCAGUUUAGUGAACCUUUUUAUUAUAAUAGAAAACAUUUGGAUGUAUUAUUAACAUACAGAAUGCCUUGUACAGCAGCCUGUUUAUUUGGACCGUCCCUUAACUUCUGCAGGUAACAGUUUAGCAAAAAUAUGUAAAAGCAAUGAAUGUCUUGGCAUAUUUGAAUGAUCAAGUCUAACCCACACAAGUUAACUACAAACCAAGCUGUUUUUUUUUUAAUUAACUAAACAAAUAAGAUCCAACGUCAGUGGUGGAAUGUAACAAAGUACAUCUACUCAAGUAUUGCACUUUAGCGCGAAUGCAAGGUACUUGUACUUUACUUAAGUGACUCUACUUUAUGCAGCUUUCUACUUUUACCCCAAAACAUCAGGCAGUAGUCUGGUAGUGAUACUUUGACAUGAGAAAAGCUUCUGAAUACUUCGUACAGAACAGCAAGAUCCCAACACAUAAGCACAGACUCCACAUUAUCGUAAAGCUGUCUGUGGAGUUCUUGACCACUUCUUGACCACAGUGUUGAGAUGAGCAGGUUUUUGCUUUGUUUAUAUCUGGUGUUCUACCGGCAUGUAGAGGACGCACAGACUACACACAGUAUGAGGUCACGGUCAGUUUACACAGAAUACAGAAAGCGGUAGCAGCUUUGUGUACCAAUAAAGAAGCAGAAAAAUACUACAAGUUCAUGUAAAUACCCCAGAAAACAUAACCUUUAAAAGACUUUCCUGGUGGUUUAAAGCGUAGUAAAUAGAGCUUUUAGGCUUCAAGGGUGUUGAUUGUUAUCUCACAAGUCACCUUAACCCUACUGUGCAAAAUAAGGCUCUAACUUCAUUCUGUCCUCGUGUGAAAUCUGGUUUAAACUUUUCACGUUUAUACCCAGAAACUCAGUCCACAACAAUUCUCUGGUCUUAACUUUGUAGCCUUGCAGCAUCUAAUCUAAUUGUGGUAAGACUGCCCCAAAGAUCCCACAGAAUCACGCCUGAUCAAACCAAUGCAAUAAGAGUUAUGUAUGUUAAUGAAUACCAUUCUCUGUCGACGCAUCUCUGAGCUACACACUGUAUGUUCUGAGGAGGGUGCAAUAAAAAAACAAACUCUU